Molecule: messenger RNA, 1344 nt
Organism: Colletotrichum abscissum
Lineage: Eukaryota; Fungi; Ascomycota; Sordariomycetes; Glomerellales; Glomerellaceae
Exons: 2
Coding region: 1-1344 (447 amino acids)
Source: RefSeq, a predicted model, not a curated record
AUGGCACACGCACUCAUCCUUGGCGCCUCGGGCAUCUCAGGCUGGUCCCUCUUCAACCAGGCCCGGACCUACCCCACGCCCACGACCUUCGCCCGCAUCACCGGCACCACGAACCGCCCUCUGACCCUCGAACAGGCGCGGCUGCCUGCAGAUGACCCGCGCCUGGCCCUCGUGUCCGGUAUCGACUUCACGAAGAGCGUGGACGAGGUAGCGGCGGCGCUGAGGGACAAGGUUCCCGACGUGGAGACUGUUUCUCACGUCUUUUACACGGGUACGUACUCAAGCAGAGAAAGUUGCAUGCCAUGCAUGCGUUCAAGAAAGGGGAGUGUGUGUGUGUCCUACAUCGACGUAGACGUCUCCAAGGGACAAGCGGCGGCGGCAGCAGCCAACACGGAAUUACUCGCCGUGGCGGUCAAAGCAGUCGAAAAGGUGUCGCCGCGCCUCGCCUUCGUCGUCCUGCAGACGGGCGGAAAGGGGUACGGCCUCAUGUACCCUGACAAGGUGACGCUACGCACCCCGCUCCGCGAAGACGCGCCGCGGAUCCCGCGGCCGUGGGCCGACGAGGUGUUUUACUACGCGCAGCACGACCUGCUGCGCGACCUGUCGCGGGGGAAAAACUGGACGUUUUCCGAGAUCCGGCCGGACGUGAUUGUGGGGUUCGCGCCGACGUCGAACGCGAUGAAUAUGGCGAGGGGCAUUGGGAUCUAUCUGUCUGUUUGGCGGCGGGUUUUUGGUACUACUACUACGGGAGCCGGGGGCCUCGGGUCCGGAAACCGAGUGGAGGUGGAGGUGCCGUUCCCGGGGUCGCUGCGGAGUUACCGCGCCACGCAUACGGAUACCAACCAGGACGUGCUUUCCAAGAUGGAAAUUUUCGCGGCGGUGGUGAAUCCGGAAGGGUGCGGCGGGGGAAGAGCCUUCAACGUCGCGGACGGCGGGGCGGUGAUUUCGUGGUCGGUGGUGUGGCCUCGGUUGUGCGAGCGCUUUGGUCUCAUCGGGGUGGCGCCGCCGCCGCCGCCUCCGUCCUCCGAAGCGGCGAUCGACGCCGAGGCAGGGACGGGCACCGCGUCCGGAUCUACUGCCCCGCCGCCGUCGAUGAAGGACUUUAUCGCGGAACACGACGACGCGUGGGUCGCGCUGGCGCGGGAGCACGGGCUGGAUGAGGGCGCUGCUAGAGAGUACAAUUGGGAUUUCCUGCAUGUGAUGCUGGUGGAGUGCGACUUUGACCGCGAGUACGAUCUCACGCGGGUGCGCGAGGUCGGGUUCGAGGAGGGGGUCGAUACGGUGGAGGGGUAUUUUGUUGCCUGGGAGCGGAUGAGGAGUGCGAAGCAGUUGCCGACAGUCUAA